Molecule: messenger RNA, 3889 nt
Organism: Trichomycterus rosablanca
Lineage: Eukaryota; Metazoa; Chordata; Actinopteri; Siluriformes; Trichomycteridae
Gene: yme1l1a
Product: YME1-like 1a
Exons: 18
Coding region: 48-2243 (731 amino acids)
Biological process (GO): protein quality control for misfolded or incompletely synthesized proteins; mitochondrion organization
Cellular component (GO): mitochondrial inner membrane
Molecular function (GO): ATP-dependent peptidase activity; ATP binding; metalloendopeptidase activity
Source: RefSeq, a predicted model, not a curated record
CAUGUUUCAUCGAUCCUUAUAAAGGAAUUCAACUGCUGGGUUAAAUAAUGUUCUUUUUAACCACCUCGUUUCAGCCACAGGUCACUGUGCCAUUGACCCAUAUUAUCAAUGCUCUUCACUCGCUGAAAGCUUCGGCUAGCUCCACGGCCACCGCUGCAGUCCAGAGUCUACAGAGAGAGCUAUCACCUGAUCAGCACCACUCACCUGAAGCACAGACUAAACAGAACCAUAACGACCUUGGUCUAUCAGAGCUGAGACUGACUGGAGUAAAUGAGCUUUUAACCAGGCUGCUGCCCACUGUAAGCCCCAGUGAGAGUCAAGACCCCAGUGUCUGCCUUCAGUCUGCAAGAUGGAGGACGUCACACAUGUCUACAGAGUCCUUCUAUCACAACAAACAUGGUUUUCCUAGCAGACUGCCAGGACUCUUUGGCAAUCCAGUAUUCCACAGACCAAACUCUAGUCCUCUUCAGCUGGUUUGCUCAGACCUUCAGCAGCUGCAAGCAUGGGUCCAAAGCAGAGGUUUUAAAACUCUGAGUUCCAAGACUAGACGUCUGCCAUCCAGCUAUGAAAGUCCAGCAGAAUCAGAGAGCUACACUCCACCCUUCAUAAAGGGUCUCCUCAUGAGGGACAAAGCUGACACCGAGAGCAUUGACCAGUUAAUGAAACAAAGGAAUCUUUCAUCAAGCCAGCAAGAUGCUUUUAAGACGGGUUUUACUGAGGGCUUUAUGAAAUCUCAAAGUUUAAUUCAAAGGACACAAGAUUCACUUAGGAGAACCCGUCUGAUUUUGCUUGUUCUUCUGCUUGUUGGCAUCUACGGUCUCUCAAAAACCCCAUUUCUCUCGGGUAAAGGCUCCUUUUCUGAUGCUGUUCGCUUCCGUACUACAUCUGGCCUGGAUACUGCACUGGAUCCGGUUCAAAUGAAGAAUGUUACUUUUGAUCAUGUGAAAGGUGUAGAGGAGGCAAAAAACGAACUUCAAGAUAUCGUGGAGUUCCUGAGGAAUCCCCAGAAAUUCACUGUCCUUGGAGGAAAGCUACCCAAAGGUGUCCUGCUGGUGGGUCCUCCUGGUACAGGAAAGACUCUGCUUGCUAGAGCUGUGGCUGGAGAGGCUGAUGUACCGUUUUACUACGCAUCAGGAUCAGAGUUUGAUGAGAUGUUUGUGGGUGUCGGAGCAAGUCGUAUUAGAAAUCUCUUUAAAGAGGCAAAAGCUAACGCCCCGUGUGUGAUCUUCAUUGAUGAACUGGAUAGUGUGGGUGGAAAGAGAAUUGAGUCACCCAUGCACCCGUAUUCACGACAGACCAUUAACCAGCUGCUUGCUGAAAUGGACGGGUUUAAAGCUAACGAAGGAGUGAUUGUUAUUGGUGCUACAAAUUUUGCAGAAGCUUUGGACAAUGCUCUGGUAAGACCGGGUAGAUUUGACAUGCAUGUCACAGUCCCCAAACCUGAUGUGAAAGGACGUACAGAGAUCCUCAACUGGUAUUUGAAUAAAAUCAAAGUGGACCCUGCUGUGAAUGCAGAGAUCAUUGCUAGGGGAACAGUGGGUUUCUCUGGAGCAGAGCUGGAGAAUUUGGUGAACCAGGCUGCAUUAAAGGCUGCUGUAGAUGAAAAGGACAUGGUGACUAUAAAGGAACUAGAGUUUGCUAAAGACAAAAUACUCAUGGGCCCAGAGCGCAGAAGUGUGCAAAUAGACAAGAAAAACAAGACAAUAACUGCCUAUCAUGAAUCUGGUCAUGCCAUUGUGGCGUAUUAUACCAAAGAUGCCAUGCCCAUAAAUAAAGCUACGAUCAUGCCACGAGGGCUCUCACUUGGUCAUGUGUCUUUGCUCCCCGAAAAUGACCGGUGGAGUGAGACCCGUGCUCAGCUGUUGGCUCAGAUGGAUGUCAAUAUGGGUGGAAGGGUAGCAGAAGAGCUCAUCUUUGGUGGUGAAAACAUCACGACUGGAGCAUCAAGUGAUUUUGAUGGAGCCACUAGAAUUGCAAGAAUGAUGGUUACACAAUUCGGAAUGAGUGACAAGCUGGGAGUGAUGACCUACAAUGACCUGUCCAAACAUAGCCCAGAGACACAAGCUGCAGUGGAGCAGGAGGUCAGGAUCCUGCUGAAGGACUCGUACGAGCGUGCUAAGAAACUCCUAAAGACUUACAGCAAAGAGCACAAGAAACUGGCCGACGCUUUACUCACCUACGAGACUUUAGAUGCUAAAGAAAUUCAGAUGGUCCUAGAGGGCAAAACGUUGGACCCAAGAUGAUGUCAGUAGUUUUGUAGAAUGGAAUGAAGAUCAAUAAUAUAUUUUGUGUUUUACUAUGAAUUAGAAUCAGUUAAAACUUUUAUAAUGUUGAUGCAUCAUUGAAGAACCAAACCCUUGAUGUAAAUUUAGGCUUUUUAACCAAUUUUCAUUAGUAACAGCUUUUUACCCAGAUUAUUAUUACUAGUCUGGUAGGUCUUUCUAGUCUUGCAGCUUAACUACAGACCAGUCAAACCUUGUAGUGUAUUCUUGCAAGGUAAAAGUCACUUCAUUCAUCGUGUGUGCAAAUCAGGGAAGACGUUUGACUCCUGAUCUGUCUGUCAACUGUAAGAACAUCAAUUGUUCACUUGGAACAGAAUAAAACACAGAAGUUCUAGGACAAACCUGCUUUCCACAGUAGAAGUCCUCUGUAUUUUACUUGAAGCAUAACUGGUACUGUCACCUCACAGCAAGAAGGUCCUGGGUUCGAUCCCCAGGUGGGGCGGUUUGGGUCCUUUCUGUGUGGAGUUUGCAUGUUCUCCCCGUGUCUGCGUGGGUUUCCUGUCACAGUACAAAGACGUGCAAGUGAGGUGAAUUGGAGAUACAAAAUUGUCCAUGACUGUGUUUGAUAUAACCGUGUGUGAACUGUGUGUAAUGAGUAACUGCUGUUCCUGUCAUGAAAGUAACCAAAGUGUAAAACAUGACGUUAAAAUCCUAAUAAGCAAACUUGAACCAUAAAGCAGACUUGAUGUGCUGAAGUAGAACAGCCACACUGUACUAGCCAGGACAGUAGGUAGCCUAGUGGUUAAGGUACUGGACUAGUAAUUAAAAGGUUGCCGGUUCAAGCCUUGCCACCACCAGGUUGCCACUGUUGGGUCCCUGAGCAAGGCCCUUAACCUUCAAUUGCUCAUUGUUCAGUCAUAAUUGUAAGUCGCUUUGGAUAAAAGCGUCUGCUAAAUGCCAAAAAUGUAAAUGUACUAGCCCAUUUGUGAAAGCAAAGCACACUCCUGGUGAAUAAAGUUUCUUUUACCUGUAAAUCUUUCAUGCUGUAAUGUUUUUAAGUAAAACUAUUGUAAACGGUGUGGAUAUCACCUGCUGCAGAGAACUAGUCCUGGGAGAAAUGCAUUUAACUUUAAUAUGAACCAAAAAUGCAAUUUCUAAAACAUCAGUAUUAGUUUAUCAACUGUUUUCUCUAAACAUGAUGGGAUCUGUCUUUAAAGCAGCAUAUUGCUUCCAGAGUUACAAUUUCUGAAGAACUUUCUAGAAGAUUCAAACAUUAUUCAAGAUUCUUAUUUUCUCGAUAUUACUUGCAAUAAUAUUUUAAUGACUUAAAAGUCAAGAAUGAGUCAGCUGACACUUAGACUUUUCUGUAGUUUUUCUGAUCUGAGUCAGCUGACACUUCAACUUCUGGUCAGAAUGAACUUGAAUGCCGUGUAAACAGCUCUGAUUUUAUUUCGUUGUAUUUAUUUCUCUGUAGUCAUUCUGAUAUGUUUAAGAAGCCUGUAUUUGCCUCAUUAACUGUGACCAGUUUGUGGAUGGUAAAUCUUUGAUGGCAACCCUGUAUAUACCAGUUAAUGUAAGCUGUUCAUGUGUGCUUUCUGAAUUGCUGAGACCUAAUUAACUUGAUUAUGAAACAAACAAUGAUGAAUUAAUAAAGUCUGCUGAAAAUC